UACUUCACGCAGUGAUUGAUUUAUUUUAUGUAAUGAGCAGUGAACUUUAGUAAAGACGACAGCUGCUGUAACAUGGACCGAAUCAUUUCCAGGUUCCAUACGUGGUAAUAUUUCUUCAUAUGCAGGUUCCACACGUGGUGGUAAUAUUCCACUUUCAUAACAGGAAUUAUUGAUCAACAAAUUAGACUGUUUAAGAUGACAUUAACACGUUUCAAUUCAGAUAUAGCCUUUUGAAGAAGUUGCUCAACAAAAAUGUAUGUAUGAAUGGAGCUGACUACGGCUAUUGUCAAUGAUUAAAGUGAUAUUGACUAGAAGUAUAAAGAAAUUAUUGUACUUACUUACUUAUUGAUCUAUGAAUAUAGACGUGAUUAUUUUGUUACGGACAUUCUUCUUUAGACACGACUCCAACGAGGACAGAAUAGCAUUAGUGAUGAUGGUUUAAAUGGAACAUAAAUGUCUCUGAACACGUUUGAUUUUCAAGUUAUGGCUUAAUCGCAGUUAUUUUAUCCAAAACACUGUUACGUUACAAUCUUAAUGAUGAAUAUAAUCAGUGAUAAUAAGACUAAGCUUUUAACUGUGGAUACUUCUGAUGAUGAAGACGAUUUAAUUCACGAUGGGAAAAGACGAGGAUCUAAUGUGUCUUUAUCUCGAUUUAGAUCAUGUCCACAAUUACUUGAUGAAGUCGAAAAUCAACAAAGGAGUCAGCGGUUUGAACAAACAACUGAUGACAGUUGUACACAUAUACUGAAACAAUUAUCGCCAUUUUCGCCAAUCGGGGAUACCAAAUUUUUUGAACAGAAUGGGCGCGUUGGAUCAGAAACGCCAACUCCGCCAUCUUCUCCUAAAAGCCGAAAAAGUUUGCUCUCUUUAAGGGAGUCACAAUCAACGGGUGCUAAUCAGUCGCCUACUUCGACACCAAGAUUGUUACGGAGAAGCUACAUACAACGGUCAUCGUUAAGUAGAGGGUCAUCCGCUGAUAGUCCAAGUGGGAGCCGGACAAAUUCAAUCAGCUUGACCGAAGAAAAUAUACGCCACCAUGAAGUAAAUGCGGAUUUAUCUCAAAUGAUUAUUGCUCAUCCAGAUAAAAAGAUCGACCCAAAAACAUUAAUCAAACAUAAACAUAUCCAUGGACAUUCGGACGAAACUCAGAUAAAAUGUGAACAAUGGCUACAAACUUUGAAUGUUUCAAAACCGGAAAAAAUUAAAUCAAGAAGCCAUAUACAGCUGCCACCUAUUUAGGAAUAUUUUUACGAUUUAAACUGGCUUAUGUACUGUCUAUAAAAGACCUAUACUAUUAUCUUCUCUUUCAAAUGAUUUAUCAUAUUUUGUACAGAAUAAGCAAACAAAUCGUGGAGGCAAGUAUAUAAACAGAUCAUUAUUUCAUUGAUUUAUUUAUAGUUAUUUUUUGGUCUGAGACAAUUUAUGAAAGAACAUAUAAAUUAGUAUUUUAUUUCUUAAAGCUGUGCUAUUACAAAGUGUGCCUUUAAAUAUGAAAUAAUCUUGAGGCCGGCCUCUGUGUAUUUUUUCGAAGCUAUUGUUUUACUGUUGAUGGUAUAUUUACCACUAGAUGUUAAACAAAUAACAAUCAAUCAAAGUAUUGUUGUCCCUGGUUAUAUGUAUAAUCUUGUUAUAAUACCUGAUCGUUGUACUUUAACUGGUGAAGCGAUACCUGGGGCAUCGUUGACCUCGUUGGCCGUUUUUGUUUUUAUGCUCUCAAAUAUAAUAUAUUUUGCCUACAAUUGCACGUCAAGUAAAAUUUGUGGGAAACAUCGUACAGUUAUUCUUUUUUUUUAAAUAUAAGCCGACGGUUUUGGAACCACUUUUUAUGGACAUACUUCAUGUAUGUUUUGAAAAAUAGAUUAAUCAAUUUCAAAAUGCAUAAAGGAAGUGAGCUCGUAUUACUGUGCUUAUUCAAAAGGCUUAGUCCUUUCACAAUUCCAAUUAGCAAAAAUGUUUUUCAAAGUUGCAGUUUGAAUUUAUCCCUUCAAAUAGUCAAAUUGUAUCCCAUCGAUAUUCUAAAGUUGUUAUUAUAAAAUAAAAAAGAGGUGGAAGAUAUCAAGAGGACAUUUAAAACUGAUAAGACGAUAACACAAACCCCACCAAAAUCCGAGAAUGAACGCUGGUGCUCCGGAAGGGUAAGCGGUCCAUGCUUCACAUUUGGGAGUGUUUUUGGGGUUAAAUCAGUUGCAACUAUAUUAUUUUACAAAAAGUGAUUAGGGUCAAUAGUUUAAAAUAGUUGAACUUAAUAUUUAUAUCAUAAUAACGUUUUAUAAGUAAUUAUUAUAUUUAGCAUACAAAUAUCUUUAUGUUUCUAACGGACAGAAAUUUUGUACUUUUAAUUUGAAUAUUUUCCCCAUUGUAAUUACGGAAGUACUUAUAUUAAAGGGAGGUGAUUGUAUAACAAAAUCAGUGAUUUGUAAUUUUAAGCACAACUAUGAUUAUCUCCCUUUCUUAUCAUGUUUUACAUAUUUUACAAAAUUUCACUUAUCGAACAAAUAAAUUUCAGGUUUCAUUUCAAAACACAUAACAAUAUUUAAAAAAAAACUAUUGAAAAAAAUGUCUAAUCAACUGCCAUUAUGAUGGAAGUUUCCAUAUUCAAGUCAUACUUGUUUUUAGUAAAUUUCUGAUCUAAAUAAGAAAGCGUUCAAUCCUUUCAACUUUCUAAGCCGACCGUGCGAGGGCUUAUAGCCAGUCAAGAUCGUUUACCCCCCCCCCCCCUCCUAAGUAAGCAACUUUCUAAAAAAAAUACGGCAAUCACUGGAGAUAAACGAUGAAAAUACUUCUUAUCGCUGUGCUCAUUCUUCGUACUGAUGAAGCUAAAUUUAUAAAAGCGCGUCAGAAGCACCAGAUUUAUAAUGUGUUAUUUUCAAAUUACAGAAAGUAGAUCAGUUGGAAGAGUUGAGUGUAAACUUCAACUUUGGCGAAUUGAUCAUAUGAAAGGAGUUAUCCUUUCGAAUUAGCACAGAAAAAAACCCUUACAAAACAUACACAAAUAUUUUUCUUGAAAAACUAGCAGGGUAGCCACUUUUUUGCCAUUUUUUUCUCUCAAAAAUAUCAAUUAGCUCUCAGACAAGAUAUCUCAAAUCAUAACGAUUGGACUACAAUAUGAAACUCUCCCGACUCCCCAUAAUUACAUUUAAUGUAUGCCUCUAAUGUAUAUUGUUCACCAAAACUAAAUGGAAUGUGUAUAAACUGUAUAAAACAAAUAAAUGGAAAAUAAUCAUGUA
Messenger RNA from Mytilus californianus (California mussel), 3227 nucleotides. RefSeq lists its product as uncharacterized. NCBI's taxonomy places the organism in Eukaryota, Metazoa, Mollusca, Bivalvia, Mytilida, Mytilidae. Bases 535 to 1239 code for a protein of 234 amino acids. The record is from RefSeq and is a predicted model, not a curated record. The transcript is spliced from 2 exons.